AUGUCAAACAUGUUUAACACAAUAAAUUCAAAGAUACCAUCGAAAAAAAGUGCGAAAACAGAGGAGACCGAGAAAACUGAAGAUGCUGAUUUUGAUCCAAGUCUUUUACCACUUCCCGCAUCUUCAACAAAGACAGCAACACAGCGUAUUUACCGAGAAUUGAGAUUAAUCGUUCACAAACAAGACACACCAUCCAAUGACUUGGGAUUUUACGUGAAACUUGACAAAUUGCAGUCGGUUUACCAAUGGGUUGUUCAACUUAAAGAUUUUGAUCCCACUAUUCCACUGGCUCAAGAUAUGGUAAGACAUGGCGUAAAAAGCAUUGAUUUAGAAAUUCGGUUUGCACCUGAUUACCCGAAUUUGCCGCCGUACAUUCGUGUUAUUCGACCCAGACUUCUUAGAUUUAUGAAUGGUGGAGGUGGACACGUAACGGCAGGUGGCUCCGUUUGUAUGGAACUUUUGACUUUGGGUAGUUCUCGUGAGCAUGGUUGGUCACCUGAAUAUACGAUGGAAGCAGUUUUAUUACAGGUGAAAUUGGCCUUGAGUACUUUGAAUCCGCCGGCACGACUUGAUCGUAAUUGGAAGAAUGAGUACAGUACUCGCGAGGCGAUUGAUGCUUAUAUUAGAGUUGCCCACCAACAUGGAUGGGGUGUUCCACCACAUUGGUCCACAUUGUUUAGACGUUAA
Acaulospora morrowiae is the source of this 687-nucleotide messenger RNA. The record is from the annotation of a GenBank genome assembly. NCBI's taxonomy places the organism in Eukaryota, Fungi, Glomeromycota, Glomeromycetes, Diversisporales, Acaulosporaceae.